This is a messenger RNA of Octodon degus (degu), 1139 nucleotides long. RefSeq names its product mas-related G-protein coupled receptor member X2-like. The record is from RefSeq and is a predicted model, not a curated record. Gene Ontology annotation, molecular function: G protein-coupled receptor activity. Lineage: Eukaryota; Metazoa; Chordata; Mammalia; Rodentia; Octodontidae. The coding region runs from base 71 to 997 and encodes 308 amino acids. Gene Ontology annotation, biological process: G protein-coupled receptor signaling pathway. The transcript has 2 exons. Gene Ontology annotation, cellular component: membrane.
UUCUGGCAAUCCUAUAAGAGUCUCAUCCUUCAGCUCAGGACAGUUCAUCAUAUCCAGCAAAAAAAAAAAAAUGGAAGAAAGAGGCCUAGGUGGAGAUUUUGCAACUAUGGAUCCAGUCACCCCAGAUGGUAGUGUGGAAUAUCCAACAAUGGAUACAUAUAUUCCAGCUGAUCCUCCACCUGUCAGCAGUGAGUUCCUGAUCCCAGAUUGGCUGAACUUCACCAUUGCCCUGAUUGGUCUGGCUGGAAACAUAGUUGUGCUCUGGUUUCUGCGAGACCGCACACAAAGGAAUUCCAUCUCAGUCUACGUCAUCAACCUGGCUGUCGCUGACUUCCUUUUCCUCUGUACCUUCAUCAUAUUGUACGUGGUGGUGUUCACUGGCCAAGUUAACCCCGUGCACUAUGUGUAUUUCCAUGUUAUGAGGCUUUUUUCCUAUAUCACAGGUGUCAGUAUGAUCAGUGCCAUCAGCUCAGAGUGCUGCCUCUCAGUCCUGUUCCCCAACUGGUACCACAGUCAUCGCCCAAGACAUACAUCAUCUGUCACAAGUUCUGUGCUUUGGGUUGUAGCCUUUCUUCUUGUUAUCCUGACAUACACCUUGUGCAUCACACUGUUUUACACCGCAGAUGAUAUAUGCCGGAUAAUGCAUUUCAUCACAGCUGCAUGGCUGAUCUUUUUAUUUGUGGUUCUCUCUGGGUCCAGCCUGGUCCUGCUGAUCAGGAUUCUAUGUGGAUCUGGGAGGUUGUUGAUAACUAGGUUGCAUGUGACCCUUGGUCUCAGAGUGCUUGUUUUCUUUCUCUGUGGCCUGCUUUUAGGCAUUCUGUGGAUUAAAUCUGGAACUAACAGUUAUAUUUCCAACAGUCUUUGGAGCAUUGCUGGUUUCCUUUCUAUCAUUAAUAGUAGUGUCAACCUCAUUAUUUACUUUUCUGUUGGCUCCUUUAGACAUAAGUCUCUGUGGCUGUCUGUCCAUAAAGCCUUGGAGGAUGUAACUGAGGAGUAGAAAAGUGGAGAAAGUCUUCCUCAGUAAAACAUGAAAUGUCAGAAUCUUUUUAAUGUAUGGAUUCUAUAUCUCCUAGGGAUUACAAAGGCCAUAACCCUUUACCGAUAUAGAGAUAGAGAGAUAGAUAGAUAGAUAGAUAGAU